AUGGUGUCCCAGACGACCCCUGCGUCUUUUCGCACAAGCCUGGCGCUGGCCCAUGCCUUGCACGCCAGCACGUCCUCUGACUUCAGCGACAAGGUGUUCUCCAUCUUGGAGUACACCAACCAGUCUACCCUUGAAAGGGAGCCUGGUCUCGCGGUCGGUGAGGAUGGGAGUGGGGCCUUUUCGUUUGUGUUUCUUCUGCUGCUCGGACUGGAUGGGGGAAAUGACUCGCCGCACCGUAUCACGACUGUGCGCCGUGAUUCAAGCGAUAUCGCGCCCGCAGACGCCUCCUUCGUGGGGGCCUUCGAUUCUUCCUCGCUCUCUAUCCGUUAG
Molecule: messenger RNA, 330 nt
Organism: Phytophthora nicotianae INRA-310
Lineage: Eukaryota; Oomycota; Peronosporomycetes; Peronosporales; Peronosporaceae
Exons: 2
Coding region: 1-330 (109 amino acids)
Source: RefSeq, a predicted model, not a curated record